Messenger RNA from Trichoderma harzianum CBS 226.95, 1886 nucleotides. RefSeq lists its product as hypothetical. The coding region runs from base 138 to 1574 and encodes 478 amino acids. The transcript has a single exon. The record is from RefSeq and is a predicted model, not a curated record. Gene Ontology annotation, molecular function: phosphoric diester hydrolase activity. Gene Ontology annotation, biological process: lipid metabolic process. Lineage: Eukaryota; Fungi; Ascomycota; Sordariomycetes; Hypocreales; Hypocreaceae.
AAACAAAUCAAUCAAUUGUUGGCUUCACUCAUUCACUCAAUCGCCAUCUCAUCUCAUCCAACUUCAUCUCACACAUCUCCCUGUUGUUGGCUCUCUCAUCCCCAUUCUCACACACUCACUCAUACACACACCCCGCGAUGGCCGACCUCACCAUCCGCAACCUCACCAUCACGCCCCUGGAGCUCAUCUCCGUCCAGCGCUUCCAGGGCGAGAAGAAGCGCACCGGCAACGUCGUGUCCAACGUCACCGGCGCAAUCUCCGGCUUCAUCAACGCCACCGACUUCUCCGCCCACCACAUCCUGCCCAAGGGCGACUCGCACGACGCCCGCGAUGUCUCCUUCCACCUGGACCCCUUCCGCACCGUCCGUACCGACGUCCGCACUGCCGAUCCCGCCGGCCGCGAGGUCCUCCGGCUGACGUUUCGGGCCGGCGACCGGCGGUAUGAGACGGAUGUUCCGAGUCCUUCGCGCAAGUCGGCGGUGAUGACGAGGAUUGAUGGGGAUGACGACGAUGGGGAUGAUGCUUUGGAUCUUACUGUUGUGUAUGUUCCUACGGGUGCCUUUCUCGCCAUCUUCUCUUCGGCUAAGCUCCAUGCUUGGAUGAAGCAGCUGGAUGACGCCUGGCCUCUGCCCAUGCUCUCUAUCCCUGGCACUCACAACUCGCCAACAUGCCACACUGCCCUGCCCUCAGUCCGCUGCCAGUCUGCUGGCGUCCCAGAGCAGCUCCAAAACGGCGUGCGCUUCCUCGACAUUCGCGUCUCCGUCAACACAGACAACGACACCCUGGCCCUCGUCCACUCCGUCUUCCCCGUGUCCCUCACCAGCGUAAAGUACUUCCCCGACAUGGUCGACGACAUCUACCGCUUCCUAGACGCCAACCCCAGCGAGACCAUCCUCAUGAGCAUCAAGCGCGAGGGCGCCGGCCGCGGCACCGACCAGCAUCUCAGCCGCUACCUCAAGGCCGGCUACGUCGACAAGCACCCGGACCGCUGGUGGACAGAGCCCCGGAUCCCGAGCCUAGGCCAGGCAAGAGGCCGCAUCAUUAUCGUCCGCCGCUUCGGCCUCGACGAGGAAAUUGCGCGCACGUGCUGGGAUGGGUGCGGCUGGGGCAUCGACGGCCAGCACUGGCCGGAUAACUGCGAGGACGGGACCUGCGAGGGCGGGCACAUCCGCGUGCAGGAUUUCUACGACGUCACGGAGAGCCAGAACAUUGAGCGAAAGAUUGACUACAGCCGCGGUCAGCUGGAGCGCUCUGCUGAGCGAGAGUUUCACGUCGUCGGGCCUGACCAUGAUCAUAAUCCUGAUGCUGCGCUGCUGCCUAUCUUUGUCAACUUCCUGAGCGGGAGCAACUUCUUCAAUGCUACGUGCUGGCCUGAGAGAAUCGCCGCCAAGGUGAAUCCUGCCAUUGUUGAGUAUCUCUGCAUUCGCCACGGCGAGGACGGCAAGGGGCCUAAGCAGCUCAAGGUCGGCGCGGCGAGCACUGGUAUUGUCGUCACGGAUUGGGUGGGUGCGAAUGGCGAUUGGGAUCUUAUUAGGUGCAUUGUUGGCUGGAACGCGAGGUUACAGCUCCCUUGAAGAUGAUUGAGUCGAGGGUAAAAAUGGAUGAUACAUUGUGGUUGUUUUUCUGUGUUACGAGCUUUACAUGGAACAUGGUUCGGAGUGGCAAGAGAAGAGUUCAGGUCACACGAGCGAACAAGCGGAUAGACUAAAUAGUUCAAAACUUGGGUAUAUUAUUAUUGUUAUGCAUAUGCUACACCAGUGUGACACCAUGAGCUUCUAUUACCAGCAUGAACUAGAAUAGAAGCUCAUGGUAUCCCAGCAUCAUAGCAUGUCUGCGGGCAAGCAAACAACACCAUAGCUCGGAUAAACAUCUCGCAGCUUCAUAAU